CGCAAGCUGCUCGUAUGCCGGUAAUUCCGGUGGCAAUUCCGGUAACUGUUGCUCAGCUAACAAUGUACUUAAUCGUUGGUGGAUAUAGCUGGCAUCAAUGUGUUAAUGGCGAAUGGAUAUUUGAGGAAAGUCGUGCAUUACUUUUUAAUCAUGAAAAUGAUCUAUCUUGCUAUCCUCUUUCACCAUGUGCCGCAACAUUUAAAAAUACUGCUGUGCAAGAUGCUCCAAAUGUCACUUCACUUGGUAUUAGAUCAAUUAUUUCAGACUACGAUACCUCACAAUUGUUUGCAACUGCAAUUGGUGCCAUUCCGAAACCUGAUUUAAGAGAUAUUCCUCUCGGAAUUGAAAAGACUAGUAAUAAUUCAGGAACUGGGGCGUUUUCUGACAUUACUUAUAUUGUUCGUCCUAAAACUAAAGGUGGAAAUGCACCGACAAUACCAU
This is a messenger RNA of Dentiscutata erythropus, 441 nucleotides long. The record is from the annotation of a GenBank genome assembly. Lineage: Eukaryota; Fungi; Glomeromycota; Glomeromycetes; Diversisporales; Gigasporaceae.